Medioppia subpectinata is the source of this 1887-nucleotide messenger RNA. NCBI's taxonomy places the organism in Eukaryota, Metazoa, Arthropoda, Arachnida, Sarcoptiformes, Oppiidae. The record is from the annotation of a GenBank genome assembly.
CAAUCAAUGGCCGAGUCUUCUGCGGCCAAUCGCGUGAACGCCCAGUCGGUGGUCACCUCUGAGACCAAUCCAUCCAUAUUUGAAGUGUUGGCUCAACAGAGUCUGGCCGACGGUCUCCGACGGGCCGCCAAUUAUCUCAUUAAUAUAUUAUACACGAAUAAUACCGAAAAGUUUGACUUUUGGUACAAGAAUUUCGAUGAGAUCUACCUCUUGGCCGACAUUUGUGUCCAAUUUUGUCACUUAAAGGCAUUCAACGCCUCGUUUGCCGAACACUUCUAUAGUCUUAAGCGAAUCUCAGCCGAUAAGACACGCCAUCGCGUACUCAAUGGCCGACAAGUGCUCACAUCGUUGGCACUGUUGACAGCGUUUCCCUACAUUAAGGCUAAAUUUGAUUCCCUGUACGCGAGACUCAAGUUAAGAGAGUUGGAGUCACAGACCACGGAUCAGCUCAACCGUCAACGACUCUUUGUCAGAGCGUAUCCAACAAUACUCACGUUUUGUCGUCUACUGAGCCUUUACUAUGAGAUCAGUUACGCCGUCGACCGGAACCCAUACCACUCACCACUGGUUCGGUUGGCCGGCGUUCGACUCAUUAACUUAGAGGACACUGAUUUCAAGGCACCGACGGAUCAGUUAAUGUAUAUUUCUCUGAUAUUAUACACGAAUAAUACCGAAAAGUUUGACUUUUGGUACAAGAAUUUCGAUGAGAUCUACCUCUUGGCCGACAUUUGUGUCCAAUUUUGUCACUUAAAGGCGUUCAACGCCUCGUUUGCCGAACACUUCUAUAGUCUUAAGCGAAUCUCAGCCGAUAAGAUACGCCAUCGCGUACUCAAUGGCCGACAAGUGCUCACAUCCUUAGCACUGUUGACAGCGUUUCCCUACAUUAAGGCUAAAUUUGAUUCGCUGUACGCGAGACUCAAGUUAAGAGAGUUGGAGUCACAGACCACGGAUCAGCUCAACCGUCAACAACUCUUUGUCAGAGCGUAUCCAACAAUACUCACGUUUUGUCGUCUACUGAGUCUUUACUAUGAGAUCAGUUACGCCGUCGACCGGAACCCAUACCACUCACCACUGGUUCGGUUGGCCGGCGUUCGACUCAUUAACUUAGAGGACACUGAUUUCAAGGCACCGACGGAUCAGUUAAUGUCAGCGAUUGAAGCGCCGAGAGAUUUAUUUUCUCGUUUCGCGAGACUAUCGGUGACGGCAACCAAAUGCUUGGCCACGGGUUUCGCGGCCGGUCUGUCGGUCAGCGCUUUUUUCAUACAAUUUCUCGACUACUGGUACAGUACGGACAUGUAUGCGCACAGUUUCGCACCCCUUCCCAUACCCCCAGCGCCUCCAAAAAUUGAGAUCGAUAUUCCUGUAGAGAAGUGUCCCAUUUGUUUGAAUGUCCGCCAAAACGAUACCGCACUCAUGACCAGCGGGUUUGUGUUUUGUUACGCAUUCGCUGUCCGGUCACUGGCUAUCCGACGGCCACCGAUCAGCUCAUCAAACUCUAUCCACCCGACGCCUGACCGCAUACUACCAUUCAUUGGACUAUCGGUGACGGCAACCAAAUGCUUGGCCACGGGUUUCGCGGCCGGUCUGUCGGUCAGCGCUUUUUUCAUACAAUUUCUCGACUACUGGUACAGUACGGACAUGUAUGCGCACAGUUUUGCACCCCUUCCCAUACCACCAGCGCCUCCAAAAAUUGAGAUCGAUAUUCCUGUCGAGAAGUGUCCCAUUUGUUUGAAUGUCCGCCAAAACGAUACCGCACUCAUGACCAGCGGGUUUGUGUUUUGUUACGCAUGUAUUAUAAACCAUUUGAAAGUCAACAGUCGCUGUCCGGUCACUGGCUAUCCGACGGCCACCGAUCAGCUCAUCAAACUCUAUCCACCCGACGCCUGA